AUGGAACUAACGAUCAUGGUGAACUCAACAUAUUUCACUACUAUUAUACUGACUGGCUACCUUGAUGUAGCACAGGCUAACUACUAUUAUUUUGCGCUUUUAAUAAUAUUAUACAUAACAAUCAUAUUAGCAAAUUCACUACUUAUUGGUGUAAUUGUUGUAGAGAGUUCCUUACAUGAACCUAUGUAUAUUUUACUUUGUUGUUUGUUUUUUAAUGAAUUAUAUGGGAGUGCUGCAUUUUUCCCCUUUAUUUUAAACAAUUUAUUAAACACAUCCCAUGAAUUUACACUUGGUUCUUGUUAUGUACAGAUAUUUUUUCUGUACACAUAUGGAUCUGUGGAAUUUGGAAGUUUAGCAGUUAUGUCAUUGGACAGGUAUAUGGCUAUCUGUCAUCCUUUUUUAUAUAGGAGUGUAGUUACUUGUAAUAGGGUGUGCAUAUUGAUUGCACUGGUUUGGCUUGUGUCUAUCUUAAAUAUAACUAUAAAUAUUAGUUUAAGUUCACCCUUAAAGUUAUGUGGAAAUGUAAUCGAGAAAGUGUAUUGUGACAACUUUCUUCUUGUGAAACUUGCUUGCUCUGAUACCAGUGUGAAUAACAUUUAUGGUAUAAUUGGUUCCAUAGUCAACAUAAUUCUUCCCUCUCUGCUUAUUGUAUAUUCAUACAUGAAGAUUUUAAGAGUUUGCUUAAAUUCCUCUGUAGAGACAACCCAAAAGGCCAUGACCACCUGUAUUCCACAACUUUUUUCAUUCUUAAAUUUCUUUCUUGGCUGUUCAUUUGAGAUUUUCUCAAGUAGAUUUGAAAAGGUAAAAAUGCCUUAUAUGUUGCGUGUAAUAAUUUCAGUAUAUUUUGUGAUCUGUCCACCAUUUCUUAAUCCUAUUAUGUAUGGUAUAAGGCUAUCUAAGAUAAAGUCUGCUGUUAAAAAACAUUUCAGGUACUUUCAACAGCCUCUGAAAUCAGUGCAGAAUUAA
Messenger RNA from Tachysurus vachellii, 966 nucleotides. RefSeq names its product olfactory receptor 1496-like. Gene Ontology annotation, cellular component: membrane. The transcript is spliced from 2 exons. Bases 1 to 966 code for a protein of 321 amino acids. The record is from RefSeq and is a predicted model, not a curated record. Gene Ontology annotation, molecular function: olfactory receptor activity; G protein-coupled receptor activity. Gene Ontology annotation, biological process: G protein-coupled receptor signaling pathway. NCBI's taxonomy places the organism in Eukaryota, Metazoa, Chordata, Actinopteri, Siluriformes, Bagridae.